UGACAUCUGGAGUACUACAGACAGUUUGACCACUGGUGGUAGGUAGGUGAGAGCUCUACGUAACUUGUGUGAGAAUGUCGAACCUCAGCAGAAUCCGUUUGGGAAAUUUUGGUGGUUCUACAGAGAGCAUUGAUCGACAUAAUAAUCUCUAUUAUUAUUGACAGAUGAGUUCGACUGAGUCAUAGGUGUGACUCAUUCAGUGUGAACGAUAACCGAUAAAAGCGACAGGUAAACGGGUGUGGCACAACAGCGUAAUGAGGUUUGUCGUUUAAAAAAUGUCGGAAACUUCAGAAAAGACGCCAGAGUGGUUGGUGUUGCUGGAAAACAAGAAGAAGAGGCACAAUCGGUUGGCUCAUGAAAUCGGCGCCGGUGCUCCAUGUCUUAGCUGCGGAGAUGCUUGUCCAGGGCUUGAUUUACAUUUCUGGAGGAAAUUAUGUCGCAAUUGCAAGUGCAAAAAGGAAGAACAUGAUGUGAAGGAUGAUGAAGGAUAUGAACAAUUUGAAAUACUACUUGGACCUGCUAGUAAGAAGAGGAAACGUGGUGCUUGUCUGAAUAUCAAAGUCCCAGGUGUCGACAAUGCAAAAACUGUUAAAAGUGCUGAAGUGGCAUUCGAUUGGGUCCCCCCAAAUGUUUCUGAUGAUGUGGCAGUGGAAUACAUGAAACAGCUGCCAACAGCAAAGUUGCCAAUCAGUGGUAGCGAUGGUGCCUUGUAUCGACGUCAACAACUUGAACGACAAGUACCAAUACAUGACUUGGAUGCCAGCCGUUGUCACAAUUUGACUCCACAGGAGGUGGAAGGGCUGAAGAAAUAUCUUGACAAUCUAAAGAGCAAUGUUGUUGGACAAGGACGUGUCACCAAGGUGCCAUUACUCCAUGCAGAUGUGAGGUGGGCAUCAGAAGCAUUUGGCCAAAAAUCUCUUCCAGCAUCGCACUCAGCAGAUUCCAUACGUGGCAUUCCACCAUCUGCCUUCUCUGCUCCUCGUCCAUUCCACCCAGCAGUGCCUCAUAUGCCAGCUGGCACAGAAGAUGACGAUUUUCCACCACCUCCCCCACCACUUCCUAACACCAUGCCACCAAAUCUGAAGAAACCAAGUAACUUUGCACCAAGUUGGAAGCCUUACCAUAAUCCUGAAUCCCAAACUUCAUAUUCAGAAGCUCUUCCAGGAAAACCAUAUACAUCAUCAGAAUUUGAAAGGGCUGGUCCAACAGAUCGUCUGUCACAGAAAGGUAAUAGCCAACAAUCGGCAAGUGUGGGUCGUCAGCAGUUUGGUACGUUGCCUGGUGAGAGUGUCUCAAGCUUGCCAGCAGAUGCCAGUGUAUCACAUACACUGCAUCCUGAAUCUCAUACUGCCUACUCAGAAGUUGUUCCAGGAAAACCUUCAUUUGCCUCAGCCGAGCAUCAUAGGUCUGGUUCAGGAGCAGAUCCUGUUUCACAGAGAGGUCAGCAACAAGGAGAUGUUGGGCAUCAACGGUAUGAUGUUGGGCAUCAACACUACGGACUAUUGCCUGAAAACACUGCUGCAACUUUGCCAGCAGAUGCCACGUUCGCUCACACAAUGCAUCCUGACUCCCACACUGUGUAUUCAGAAUCUGUCCCAGAAAAACAUUCAGCCCUAUCGCCUGAAUACCGCAGAACUGGUUUACGAGUAGUAGACCCUGUGUCUCCAAAACAGCAAAGUGAAUGGAUGGAAGGCAUGAGCACUAAACAUAGUGAAUCAGUUCCUGGAUAUAACGUAUUGAGCUCACCAGCUGGUGCAACUGUUUCACUUGCAACGCGUCCAAUGAUUAUGUCUGUUUCUACUAAUGUGCCAGGUGUCUCACCUGCAAUGAUAGCUACAUCUUUAUCUCAAAGUUGUGGAGCACCUGAAGGAUUUAAGAAUGAGUCUGUUCCUCACAAUAAAAAUACUGGUACAUUACGUGCUGGUGCAGUUGCUGGCUCAAGAUAUCCUAGUGGGCAGGAGUGCUACCAGAAUGCCUGUCCAGACAAACUGCCAUAUAAUGAGCCUGUAAAGCAAUGGGCAGGGAAAGAUAUCCCUCAAGAGGGAAAUUUGGGAUAUUCAAUGCAUCCAGCAGAAAAAGAAGACAUUUACAGUCAACAGCCAGGAGCACUUUUACAGUCUGAUACAGUGAAUAUUAAAAGCCCUGUCUCCAGAACUCAGUUAAGAAAUUCUGAAGGAACAAGCUCUUUAUUAGGCCAUAAACCACAUUAUAUGUCCCAUCCUGUGGAAAGCACAUCUAGUGAGCCAAUAGCUGCCAGAAAUGCUGGUUCAAGUCAUUGGGAAGUUGGAGUCAACAACUUGUCACCUGGGAAGACAGCUCCAACAAAGUAUAUUCCAGGUGAAUCACAUGAUGAUGCCCAUAGGCAACAGAAAGGGAGGUUUGCUGACACUGUUGGUACUGGGCAUGAUCCUUUUGGAAUGCCAGAAGCCCUUCCAGCCAAGACUUCCAUUUAUUCUUCAUUGGGUCCUCACGGAGAGACUGUUUUUUCUGAAGGUGUUCCUACUGAUGCACUGCCGAAGUCAGCUCUAGCAAUGCAGCAGCACAGACAUGAUGCGGAACUUGGAGAGUUGUCAAGUCACAUGGCAGAAAUGAAAACUGAUGAUACUCCAGCUGUGCAGCAGCCACAGUUUAAUUGCAAGGAGUGCAAAGGUGCAAUUCAGGCUGGUGACGUAGCUGUGUUCGCUGACCGAGCAGGACAAGAUGUAGCAUGGCACCCGUCCUGCUUUGUCUGCGCUACUUGCAAGGAGCUUCUGGUGGACCUCAUUUACUUCUUCAAUAAGGGACAAGUUUACUGUGGCCGUCAUUAUGCAGAGCUCCUGAAGAUUCCUCGAUGCUUUGCCUGUGAUGAACUGAUAUUUGUCAAUGAAUACACAAUGGCAGAGGGACAGGCUUUCCAUGUAAAACAUUUCUGUUGCUAUGAAUGUGACAUUCCCCUCGGAGGCAUGAAAUAUGUUCCAGUAGAUGGUCAACCAGUGUGUCUUGAUUGUUUCCAAGAAAAAUAUGGAAAGAGUUGUCAUGCAUGUGGAAAAAAAAUUGGUGCCAGUGACCAAAGAGUUAGUUGGAAUGAGCUUCACUGGCAUGUGUCAGGUGACUGUUUCAGUUGCUUCUCAUGCCAUAAAUCUCUUCUGGGAGGACGUUUUGCUGUGAAGAAAAAUCAGCCAUUUUGUAGCAAGGAGUGUGUUUUGGCAUCUGGUAUCUUAUAGAACUGUAUGAAAUGUAAUCAUAAUUAUGUAUUACAUUUGGGCAUAUUGGAUGUAGCUAAGGAGAAUACUUGGUAUAUGUGCCAUAUGUUAUUCAUUUAUUUUCCAUUCAACCAUAUCUUGGUUAUGAGAUUUAUAUUUAGGAAAUGUUUGACAUAUAAUUCAAGCAUUUGAAAAGAAGCAUAGUGCAUUUGGAGGCAUUUCUACAGUAGUAAAAAGAACAGAAUAAUGAGGUGAAUAACACAGUUUAUUCAUUUUGCUUUCUCUCUCUAAUAAUUUGUGGAUUUUAUUACUUGUGACAAAAUUGUAUUGUUUUAAGGAAGCAACAUUUAACUCAUUACAGUCUUAAGUGAUAAUGUCAUGAGUAUUCAGAGUAUUGUGUGUACAAUAAUAGGAGAAUGAGUUUCAUGUGUGAUGCAUUUGGUUUACAGUGUAGGUUUGACUUGUUUUCUCUUGAUAAGAAACAUUCAUAUGGUACUUUUCGUACUUAGUGUGAUGCCACCUAACACAGGUUUAGAUACGCUGCAUUUGAUAUGACCAGUGUGAACUCGUCCACAACAUUUUUCAGUGGCCUAAUUUGCUUCCUACUGUGUCCCUGUAAAACAGUCUUACUAAUCAUUGAAGAGAAAUAUAUGUUUUUAUAUCAACUUUACACUUAAUAUCUGCAUCUACAUGCUUAAAAGGUAUUUUUACAUGUUGUCUUAAAAGUGUCUUCUGCAGUGUACCGUGGCUGUGAAAAUUAAUUUUGAAGCCUAUGAAAUGACAGAUUUCUAUACUUUUUACAUACAUUUUAAUAUCACUGAUGUUUGUAACAAAGUGUUAGUGUAACUGUACGUAAUGAUUGUCAAUGGCCAUUGUAAUAUGUGAGCAUAUCUUAUGCAAAAUAUUAUGACGUGCCUUUUUUAUGCAGAAAACAGUCUGUUCAACAUAGUGCAGAAAUGAUGUUCAACAUAGUGCAGAAACGAUUUAUGUAGACUGUAAAAUUAGUGAGUUGAUAAUUGUGCUCAUACAUUCAUCUUAUGUUCUGUGGGUUGGGUUAUUGAUCAUUAGAUUCAUUUUUCAGUAUGGUAUUCCCCAGCCCGAUGUUUUGUAAAAGGUGAUAUGUUGAGGUAACUUUUUCAUGUAUUGUAGGUACAUGCAGCAGCUUUGCAGUAUUAUUUCUUAUUCCAGUCAUGCAUUCAUUUCUACUUGAAAUAUGGUGCCAUAGUAAUUAAAUGUAUUCAGAAACAGAAAUACUUUACAGGCUGUAAAUUUGAUGGCAUUUUUAGGGUAUUUCUUAAGGAAGAUCACAGUGUGCCUGGCCAAGAUAAUACUCUUUGUAAAGAUUAGAGAAAAUUUUACAUCAUUUACUGUUAAACAUUGUUGCUCUCAUAUCAUUUCAUUUGUGAUUGAAUAUUGGGAAUUACUGUGAAUGUUUUUGUGUUCACUUGUUUUAGCUAUUGUCAGUUGUCAAUCUCCUUCCUGUGAAUUAAGUUUUCAGAAGAUUUCACGAAUUCAGGAAAUAUAGUAUUAAAAAUCAAAAAGCAUAAUUCACUAAGAUUAAAGACUGUUAGUUACUUUAUAUAUAUAAGCCUAUAUUUUGCGUGAGGUUGUUCUACUGUAGACUGUUGUUCAAGAUAAACAAGAGUAAAUUUUAGAACUUUUAUAAGUGAUUAAUAUUUUGUAUGCAUUUUUAAGCAUUUCAGAUUUUAGAGUUUGUAUUUACAUUCCUAUUUUAUGUCACAGAUUAUUGAUAUACCCUU
Molecule: messenger RNA, 4942 nt
Organism: Schistocerca nitens (vagrant locust)
Lineage: Eukaryota; Metazoa; Arthropoda; Insecta; Orthoptera; Acrididae
Gene: Tes
Product: testin
Exons: 14
Coding region: 276-3203 (975 amino acids)
Molecular function (GO): zinc ion binding
Source: RefSeq, a predicted model, not a curated record